Molecule: messenger RNA, 4382 nt
Organism: Vicugna pacos (alpaca)
Lineage: Eukaryota; Metazoa; Chordata; Mammalia; Artiodactyla; Camelidae
Source: RefSeq, a predicted model, not a curated record
AGUAAAAGGCGGAAGCCGGCUUUGAGGGUGGGGUGGCUUCGGGGGAGAGGAAAGAAGGAGCGGGAUGGAAGCAGUUAGGUGUCCCGAGCACGGGACCUUAUGCUUCCUGAAGACUGGCGUGCGCCAUGGCCCGAAUAAAGGAAAGAGCUUCUACGUGUGCCGGGCGGACACGUGCAGCUUCGUGCGGGCCACCGACAUUCCUGUCUCACAUUGUUUAUUGCAUGAGGACGUUGUGGUAGAACUUCAGGGUCUGUCUCUACCACAGGGCAAGAAAGAAUACAGAUUGUUCUUCCGGUGCGUCAGAAGUAAGGCCGAGGGGAAACGGUGGUGUGGAAGCCUCCCAUGGCAGGAUCCUAAUUCCAAAGAACAUUCUGUAACCAAAAAAUAUUCUGUGACCACUGAGUCUCAGCAUGCAUCAGAGCCACUGUAUCCUUCCAGCCAGCAGAGAAACCCGUUCAAGGUGCUUGACAAGAAUCAAGAACCGUCCCUCUGGAAACAGUUCACCCAAGGUGAAGGUGAGGAAAAGACAGCUGAUCGGAAACAACAGGAAAAGGGAGAUCCGCUCUUGGAUCCAAAGAAGGAACGGAAGCCUGAAUCUAACUGCUGGAGGGAGAAAGAUCUCUCAUCUGGCCUGGUGGUAAAGGAAAAGCAAUCUGUAGUUCAGGAGAAGCCGCAAGGGGAGAAAACGGUGUUUCGGGGUGAAGCAAAGGAGACUGAAGGGACCCACAAAAGAAACCUUUUGGAAAUUCAGUCCAGACAGAUCCAUGGGAGUGAGCUGAGAAAGCCGUCUGUGUCUCCUCUGGAGUCAGAUGGGGAGAGUCAUUACGCCCAAAAAGAAUCAGAACCUCUGAGGGAAAAGGAAGCCAGGCCUCGAAUUGUUCACCAUCACGACCCAGUAAGCCAGCCCCUGCUUGGGGAACAACUCAGCAAAGAGCACCCCAAGAGCUGGGAGGCUAGAGAAACAAGGGCGAAGGACGACCCAAGUGCGCAGACCCUCCAGAGGAGGCCGCCCCAGGGCCAUUGUCCGGUGCCGUCGGAGACGCGCGAUGUGUCUGCUCCGAAGGAACCAGCCCCUCAGCCUGCACCACCGGCCGCAGGGCGUCCCCGGGGGGAGAGGCCAGAUGCUGACACUAGCAGUGACAGCGAGGAAGAUGACGCUGUUUCCGUGUCCUCUAAGCCGGGGAGCCCCUUGCUCUUUGACCUGACUCCAGACUCGCAGAGGAAGGAGAAUCUUAAAUUCCCUGGUCAAAGCGUGCAGAGAAACACUGUCUUGGGUGUUUCCAAGAAGGGAGAACCUUCAGACCCAGUGGCCCAACGUGUGUACCUCACAACACAACUGAAACAGAAGAAGAGCACGUUGGCGUCGGUGAACAUCCAGGCUCUUCCAGACAAGGGUCAGAAGUUGUUCAAGCAAAUUCAGGACUUGGAGGAUGCACUCAGUGCCCUGGCCCUCUCCCCAGAGCAAGGCCCUAACGAGAUGAGUAACACCCAGGUGCCACAACAGAGUAACUUCACCAAAACGACCACUGACCCUCCCCACUUGGUGCCUCACCAGCCCCUGCAGGGCCAAGAUCUCCAGCUGGGUCCUCUAGGACUAAAGGCUGCCCGCCAGGAAGCUGCUGGAGGAUCUGGUCAGUGCGGUGGAGGCCCUAUGAACCAAGAUCGCCUCCAUGCGGUAUGGAAGAUCACAAGCGAGGCCAUUGAUGAGCUGCAUCGGUCGCUUGAGUCGCGUCCUGGGGAGACAGUGGUGGCAGAGGAUCCAGCUGGGUUGAAGGUCCCUUUGCUGCUGCACCAGAAGCAAGCAUUAGCCUGGUUGCUGUGGCGGGAAAGUCAGAAGCCACGAGGAGGAAUUCUGGCGGAUGAUAUGGGAUUAGGAAAAACCCUGACCGUGAUUGCACUCAUCCUGACCCAGAAGAAUCAGGAGAAAGAUGAAGAAAAGGACAAAAAAACAGCUUUGACUUGGCUUUCUAAAAAUGGUAUUCAGAUGUCCCUUGCUAGUCUGCUGUUUUCUAGAUCCUGUGAGGCAGUGGAGGGUGGAAGGUUUUCAGCCAUGAAGGGAUUCCUUUGGUCAUGUUUAAUUAACCUGCUGGAAAACUAUCUGCUGUCUGUCCUUCCAGCCGCAGGAAUUUUUGUAAAGGAAUCAACUCUACCUUUCCUUGUCCGCGUCAUGGAGGGAUCGUUUACCGUUUGCUUUGUGUUAUAUCUACGCAGCCUCUCUACGUAUGACAUCGUGAUCACUACCUACAGCCUUCUGGCCAAGGAGAUUCCCACGAAGAAGCAAGAGGGAGAGAUCCCAGGUGCAAACCUCAGUGUGGAGGGUAUCUCGUCACCCUUGCUUCGAGUAGUCUGGGCUCGAAUCGUAUUGGAUGAAGCUCACAACGUUAAGAAUCCCCGAGUGCAGACUUCCAUAGCCGUGUGCAAGCUCCAAGCCCAAGCCCGCUGGGCUGUCACUGGGACCCCCAUUCAGAACAACUUGCUGGACAUGUAUUCACUGCUGAAAUUUCUCCGUUGUUCUCCGUUUGACGACUUCAAUCUGUGGCGGAGUCAGGUUGACAAUGGUUCAAAGAAAGGAGGAGAAAGGUUAAAUAUUUUAACGAAGAGCCUUUUGCUGAGGAGAACAAAAGACCAGCUGGACUCCACGGGCAGGCCCUUGGUGGUGCUGCCCCAGCGGAAAUUUCAGUUGCACCAUUUAAAGCUUUCUGAAGAUGAAGAGACAGUUUACAGUGUCCUUUUUGCAAGAUCAAGGUCAGCUCUGCAGUCCUACCUACAAAGGCAUGAAAGAGGGGACCGGCAAUCUGGAAGAAGCCCUGAUAACCCGUUCAUGAGAGUGGCCCAGGAGUUCGGGUCCAGUGGGCCCGGCGCCUCUGUGUCCGCAGACUCUCAGACAUCCAGCACCGUCCACAUCCUGUCACAGCUGCUGAGGCUCCGCCAGUGCUGCUGUCAUCUUUCUUUACUGAAGUCGGCCCUGGAUCCGACAGAACUGAAGAACGAAGGCCUGGUCCUUUCCCUGGAGGAGCAGCUCAGCGCCUUGACCUUGUCCGAGCUCCGUGACGCAGAGCCAUCUGCCUCUGUCUCCCUUAACGGCCAGUGCUUCAAGGUGGAGCUUUUUGACGACAUGAGAGAGAGCACCAAGAUUUCAUCUCUGCUGGCAGAAUUGGAGGCAAUCCGAAGAAACUCGGGGUCCCAAAAGAGUGUCAUCGUCUCUCAGUGGACCAGCAUGCUGAAGGUUGUAGCAUUGCACCUUAAGAGGCAUGAACUGACCUAUGCUACCAUCGAUGGCUCUGUCAACCCCAAACAGAGAAUGGACUUGGUAGAGGCAUUUAACAGUGCCAGGGGCCCUCAGGUUAUGCUGAUCUCUCUCUUGGCUGGAGGUGUUGGCCUAAACCUGACUGGAGGAAACCAUCUUUUUCUCCUGGACAUGCACUGGAAUCCGUCACUUGAAGAUCAAGCUUGUGACCGAAUUUAUAGAGUAGGGCAGCAGAAAGAUGUUGUCAUACACAGAUUUGUUUGUGAGGGAACAGUGGAAGAGAAGAUCUUGCAGCUUCAAGAAAGAAAGAAGGAUUUGGCCAAACAGAUUCUAUCAGGAUCCGGAGAAUUUGUCACCAAGCUCACCUUGGCUGACCUCAAAGUCCUUUUUGGCAUCUAACUUCCUGGUUCUAGGUCUCAGAAUGGCACCACUGUUGGUGAGCUCUCCUUGGCAUUUCUUUUCACCAUCAAUCCUGAUGCCCGCCUUACAUUGAGGAUCAGGUAUCAUAUUAAGCAGUUGGUUAACCAGUUAAGUUAACUAGUCAACUUAUUUCCUGAGUGACAUAGAAACCAAUGAAUUACUUCAGAUAAAAGAAAGUGCUUUAAAGUCAGAUAAUUUGGAAAACAACCCUGGGAGAGUUGUACCAAGCUUCAGUAAAAGCCCGAAAAGCCCUCUGUUGCCUUUCUUGUCUCAGCUGAUGACUGAGUGUUACUGCCUUUUCUAACACAGGCUCCACCCUAUCUCUUCAUCCCUCCUGCCCUAUAACCACCUCCAUGGGCCAAGCAGAGGGUGGGUUCCUACAGCCAUCCCUCUGCAGUUGUUUCAGCCCAGGCAGUUCUUCCUCUUGGGCGGAAGGUCAGGGAGGUGCUUUGUACAUAACACAUAGAUGUUUAGUAUUUGUGUCAUCGUAUCGUUUAGUAUUUGGUGUCAUAUCAUUUAGUGUUAUUAUUGCUAUCAUAUCAUGUAGCAUUUGUGCCAUAUAAUUUAAUAUUUGUCUCAUUUUUAUCGUAUUUGUAUUUUUACAAAUUUACAGUAUUUGUAGCAUUUAGAAUCAUCAUUUCAUUUAGUAUUGUUGUAUCACUUAGUGUUUGUAUUAUCCUUGGUAUAAUCUAAUAAAUACAUGUUUGACAGUGUA